Molecule: messenger RNA, 3941 nt
Organism: Microcebus murinus (gray mouse lemur)
Lineage: Eukaryota; Metazoa; Chordata; Mammalia; Primates; Cheirogaleidae
Gene: HPS4
Product: HPS4 biogenesis of lysosomal organelles complex 3 subunit 2
Biological process (GO): protein targeting; vesicle-mediated transport; melanosome assembly
Cellular component (GO): cytoplasmic vesicle; lysosomal membrane; BLOC-3 complex
Molecular function (GO): small GTPase binding; guanyl-nucleotide exchange factor activity
Source: RefSeq, a predicted model, not a curated record
GCCCUCCGGGGCGGUGGGCGGGGCUGCGCCUGACGGAGAGGCUCCCGACCUGCGCGCAGGUACCGGGCGGGAGUCCCGGGGACCCGGCCGCCGCCCGCUGUCCGGGGCCACGGUCCCGAAUCCCGAGCGCCGGCUGCCCGGCGACUCCGAGUCAAGGCACUGAUGUUUGAACUGGAAGCUUCAAAACUUUUAAAAAGAACCUUCAGGAUGGCUUUGAAGUGGACAAGCUAGAAAUUUCUUCAGAAUACCACCUCCAGCAUUCAUCUGCCCCCUGGGCCUUCCUGGAGAGGAACUUGAAGAGGUCAUUCUGCCACGCUGUGGCUCUUGGAACCAGCCUAGUAGACUUGACUUUUCUGCUAGGAUUCUCUUUCUUUAUUAUAUUCUCUCAGAGUUGUAAGAUGGGCAGAAGAGGUAUUCAUGAAACCGAAGGGCCUGCAAGGAAGGCAGGUGACACUUUCAUGCUAAAUGAAAACUAAGCAGGUGGCAGUUGUGACUGACAACACUUAAGCCUACUACGUCUGGAUUCUCUGGAUUGGGGAGAGGGGGUGACAGCCACAGCUGGGGAGAAAGAAGUGAUACUGGGAAAAAAAAAAGCCAAACAAAGAGAAUGAGGACUGCUGCUAAGUAAAUGGCCACCUCCACCUCCACGGAGCCAACGUCAGCCUCUUGGUGGAACUAUUUUUUUCUUUAUGAUGGUUCCAAGGUAAAGGAAGAAGGAGAUCCAACAAGAGCUGGCAUUUGCUAUUUUUAUCCUUCCCAGACCCUGCUCGAUCAACAGGAGUUUCUCUGUGGACAGAUAGCCGGAGUUGUCCGCUGUGUUUCUGAUAUCUCCGGCUCUCCUCCCACUCUCGUUCGUCUGCGGAAACUUAAGUUUGCCAUAAAGGUUGACGGAGAUUACCUUUGGGUGCUGGGCUGUGCGGUGGAGCUCCCUGAUGUCAGCUGCAAGCGGUUUCUGGAUCAGCUAAUUGGAUUCUUCAAUUUUUACAACGGACCUGUUUCUCUGGCUUAUAAGAACCGUUCUCAGGAAGAACUGAGCACGGAGUGGGAUACCUUCAUUGAACAAAUUCUGAAAAACACCAGUGAUCUGCAUAAGAUAUUCAACUCCCUCUGGAACUUGGACCAAACUAAAGUGGAGCCCCUGCUGUUGCUGAAGGCAGCCCUCAUUCUGCAGACCUGCCAGCGCUCACCUCACGUCCUCGCUGGCUGCAUCCUCUAUCAAGGACUGAUCGUCAGCACCCAGCUGCCGCCCUCCCUCACUGCCAAGGUCCUGCUUCACCGAACCGCACCUCAGCCCCAGAGACUGCCCACGGGAGGGGACGCCCCGCAGGAGCAUGGAGCAGCGUUGCCCCCGAGCGUGCAGAUUAUCCCUGUGUUCGUGACCGAGGAGGAAUCCACCAGUCUCUGUGAGUUUCCAGCGGGACAGAUGACUAGCUCUCCUGCGUCUCCAGCCAGAGUCCACAACGGCUCAGCCCAGCACACCCCAAAGGGUGGGAGCACAUUGGCCCUGCAUGAAAAUGCCGGCGGGCAUGUGGCUUCCAUGGCCGGUGUGUCGGCAACCACCCCGGAGCCCACGGCCCCCGAUGAGGCGUGGCCAGGUGGCAGGAGGGAGAAUGGACACUUGCUUGGUCACGAUCUGGACAGCGCCGGGCACACAGGACUGCAUGAGAGCCGCUCCCUGGUGACGGAACUGGGCUUGCCCCAAGGGGAAUUGGACUGGUCUGAAAUCCACAUUCCAGAAGCUCCGGAAGUGGGAACGUCCUCAGGUCAUUUUGCUUUCCCAAGUGCAUGUGUCCCAGAUGGCAGUGGCCCUUGCCACAAGGAGUCUGUCAGUGACCCGAGCAGUCCGGAACCCUCGCCGCCAGAGGACACUACUGCACGCAGCCUGCUCCCGCCCUCCGCUCCCGAGAUGCUGACCCAGGACGGAGCCCCAGGACUGCGUGAAGACCCUGCUGGCAACAGCAGCCAAGCCCCUGUUCCCAGAGGAGACCUCCACUGCAGAAGGACCAGUGGGCCUUUGUCACCGCCUCACUUAGAUCCCGGGCAGGGAGGAAGUGAGCUUCCCGUGGGAGAACAAGGCACGGGUCGGUGUGUUGAUGGGGCCCGUGAGAGCCAUGCGGCCCCUGGUCCCGGGUGCAGUCCAGGCUUGGCGAACUGCCCGGGCACAGGCCCCUCUGCGGACAGAAUCGACUCCAGGAUGACCCCGGCAGGGUGCUGCGGGGGACUCGUGCGGAUGAACCUUUACACCCACAGUGUCAAAGGGCUGGUGCUGUCCCUGCUGGCCCAGGAGCCGCUGCUGGGAGACGGCGCAGCCAUAGAGGAGGUGUACCAUAGCAGCCUGGCGUCCCUGAACGGGCUGGAAGUCCACCUGAAAGAGACGCUCCCCAGAGACGAGGCCUCCUCCACCAGCAGCGCCUACAACUUCGCGCAUUACGACCGCAUUCAGAGCGUGCUGACGGCGAACCUGCCGCAGCCGGCCACCCUGCAGGACCGCCGCUUCCUCCAGGCCGUCAGCCUGAUGCACUCGGAGUUCGCCCGGCUGCCCUCGCUGUACGAGAUGACCGUCAGAAACGGCUCCACGGCCGUGUACGCCUGCUGCAACCCCGUCCAGGAAACCUACUUCCAGCAGCUGCCGCCCGCGGCGCGGAGCUCCGGCUUCCCGAGCGCCCAGGACGGCGCCUUCAGCCUGCCCAGCAAGGCCAGGCAGAAGCUGCUAAAGCACGGGGUCAACUUGCUGUGAGCCAUGCCCGCCCUGCGAAGUCCACCGCCCCAGGAGGACCGGGACGAGAACACCAGCAAAGGACGCUCUGCCUUUUUAAACAGAAAAAGUUCCUGUUUUAUUUUUCUUGGAAUAUUCCCUUUCGUAGGGACAUAAUGAUAUUGGAGUUUUUGUCAUUCCUUUUGCAGGUUGGGUGCAUUCGUGGGGGGCAUAGUUCUCUAGUUCACAGACUUGGUAAAGAACUCAUGACGGCGGCAGCGCUGGGGCCAGGAUGGACGCAAGCACUCCCGAUACCAGAGAGGGACAGGGACAGUUCGUUUCCCUGUCGUAUUGAGCCUGAGGUAUUUGGCAUUUCCCGCUGCGGUUCCAUCGCAGCCCGAGCUGGUGCCACAACAUUCCAGGUCGGCAUUUCUUCUAGAAUCUGACUGUCCCUAGUCCGGGGCGCUUGCUCAAGCCCGGGAGCAGGUGGGCAGGGUGGGGUGCGGCUAUGUGUGCGUAGCCAGGCCUGCCAGCAGGGAGACCCCCCGCCGCUUCUCGGGUGGGCUCCCUGGGAGGUAGGGACGUGAACAUGGGGAAGCCUUGUCACUCCGAAACCACCUUGUCUGGAUUCUGCUGCGACUAAACUCAAAUCUAGGGGCCUCGCUGGCGUACCCUCGGGCGGGUGGAGUCUUGACAAUGCAGGAGGGAGUCCGGGCUUCAGGGGUCACUUUAUAAAGCCCAGGGGGCUUGGGGCCCGAGAAUCCAGUGACAGCAGAGCCAAGCCGUGCCGCUUUGCUCAGAAGUGGGCUGUGCAGCUGCUUCCUAUUGAGCGUGUGUCCCCAAAUAGGAGUUUACAAGAUGUUUUUGGGUAAAAGCAGAACUGUGCUCUCCAGAGGUGGCUGUGUGAAGGGACCGGGGUUCGUUUGUAUGUUUCUGCACUGGUGUGCGACCUAAACUCAGUUCUGUUACACGACAGCCAGACAUUUUAUAAUAUGCUGUGUAUCACAGGGUGAAAAUAUUUAUCAAAACCUGAAAUGGAUGUUUACUGGAAGUAUCUGAGAUUCCAUUGAAAAUCGAGAUGUUAAUAAUUUCUUGUCAGUGAUGCUUAUGACAUGGUGUCUCUUUCUUGAAAUAAGUUUCCAAGGACUAAAAAGAAAAUAGCCAAAAACACUUUUGAGUUCUGAGUAAUUAAAUAGUAACAUUUUUAGAGGCAAAGUUAAGGGUUAAGAGAUUUUAUUUAUAUGUA